GUCCAUGAGGAAAAUUCAUUUGUUUUGAGUAAAGCAUGAACUCGAACUGAUUGAUCUUCACAGUGAUUCAUUAGCAAUCAACAAGUAUGCAGUAUUUCGACUGCUGCCCUGUUGCGAUAAGUGAUGAUGUCGUCGAAGACAUGGCGAUUACAACGCAACAAGACCUGCCUGAAAAUGGACGAAAUGCUGCGAUUCAAAGCAAUGCCAGAACUCAACCUCUAUCAAGAAAAGCAACAUGGAACGCAGUGGAUUGCAAUUCUCCCGUGAAUCCAUAUCACGUUUUGGAACUGAGAAGGGAUGCAACGCACGCUGAAAUAAUUGGGAGCUAUCGAAAACUUGCUCUGAUAUAUCAUCCGGGCCGCAAAAUCGCGUCUUCAAUUGAGCGAAGAAAAAGGUUACAGUUCUUUGAGAUACUGGCCGCAUGCUACGAAACUCUGAUGCAUAAUGAAUUUCGAAGAAGGUGCGAUUCUUUGCUAAAGGAAAUCGAUAAGAAAGAAUGCAGUAAAUCCAAAGCUAAUCACAAGAAGCCAGGGAACCUGGUUAGUUAUAACAAAAAAGUAGCAUUCUUUACUCCAGGAGUUGGGAAGCAGCAAUCAUUACAGGCAUCAAAUGAGCUUGUGGCGAGAGCAAGAGACCCUAUUCCGGGCUUGAUGUCUUCAAGCUCUGACUCAUCGUCUGCGUCUGGAAAAGAAGUACAAAACGCUGCAGGAAAUUCUUGUGACAGCAACGAUACAAUUCCACGCAACAACUGCACUUCAUUGGGCGUCGGUAUGCUUAUUUGUGCUGGUGAUUCGGCUGCUCUUCACAAUCCAAAAUCUAGCAACAGCGUAAAAUUUGCAAUAUCGAGGAAUGGAACAAAGGGCUUUCGAUCAUUAGUAGAUUCUUCCUCACUAUCUGCCUCGCAAGCUUCUGCCGAAGAAGCAGAAAUCCAUUUCUCGGAAGCGACUGUGAAUCGUCUCUUUGGUGGUCCUCUAGCAUCGCUUCACCGGGCUCGGAAUUUCCAAGCCUUUUCAGAUCCCUAUGUCGUUUUUGACAAGGUGUUUGGGAACCAGAAGCCCAUAUUUCCCCGUGUCACUCUCGCAGAUAUUGAUGAUUCUGCUGCCUCCAACGGAGAAUCAAUCUACGAUGUCACCACCCAAGAUUGGCAUGGAAUGAGUGGAAAUACGAUGUUGAUUCGAUCUUCGAUAACGUCACUCAUGAGUAGUAAUAUUGAGAUAAAUGAUACGAAGAAGACGAAAAAUUGCGGCGACAACAGUAACGACAAGGUCGACGAUAGUCCAACAAUAGAUACAAAAAUAUUUGUUGCGACUCGGGUUGUCAACGGCCGAAAAAUAACGAAGACGGAAACAGUUCAUGUCGAUCCCUUAACCGGUAUCGCUAGUGUAAAUGUAACAGUGGAUGGGGAAUUUCUGGAGCCGAUCACAAAAUCAAAAACAUCGCACACGUCACCGGAAGGUAGUGUUGCCGAUUGGUUGCUUUGCUUCGGCAUGGCUCAAAGCAAGAUUAUUCCUCCUCCUUGUACGACAGCUACGGAGUCAGCUUCGCUGUUGGUAAAACCAUCGGCUUCGGCGUCGUCAUGUUGUCCAAAUAGCAAGUGCGAUGAUCCGUGCCCUUCGAAACACGAAUUUUCGAGUUCCUGCAACGACUUCAAAUCUCUUUACGUCCAGGUUUUGCAAGACUUCUAUGAUUGCAACAAGAAGUUUUACGAGGAGUGCAAUAGAUACAUGCAAUGUGGUGUCGAGAAUGGCACCGUUGACUAAUCAGUGACACGAACUGCUUCGACAAUGUUUUACAGUUAGUAUUGCAAGUCUAACGAUAGACUUAGUCCUUUCUGACGCUCGCAAGAUGGAAGAGCUCUAAUUAAUACGUAAACUCAGAAGCAGGAGAUGUUCGACGAAACUGGUACUCUGAAACACAUUAUUUUCCUAUUAGAAUUCCUCUUACCACGCGCAGUAGUGCUCCUUAAAAGUUCUGUACGAGUACUGGGUCAUUGCCAUAAAGGUAGACCAUAAAG
Messenger RNA from Pseudo-nitzschia multistriata, 2014 nucleotides. The record is from the annotation of a GenBank genome assembly. NCBI's taxonomy places the organism in Eukaryota, Bacillariophyta, Bacillariophyceae, Bacillariales, Bacillariaceae.